AUGGAGGGCUGUGCGGCCCCACAAAGAAUUAUCAUUGUGUUAUUGGCGUGUUAUCUGCGUGCGGUGCAGUGCUACAGCUCCGGAAAGGUGACUGGGGCGUGUGACAAUAUGACACCGCAACACAAAAAAGGCGCGCAUCAAAGUCCCGCUCCAUUCUCUGUCACCACUGACCGGUUUAGCUUUAAGGAGGGCGAUGAAAUCAUAGUCAGGCUCCUGGCAGCUUCCACUCCAUUCAUUGGGUUUAUGUUACAAGCCAGAGAGGUUGGAGGAAGCAGUCCUCUGGGAUCCUUCACUGUAACAAGUGGAGAAGCCCAGCUACUCAACUGCAACGGACUACCUAAUUCUGCAGUUUCUCACACAUCAGAUUCACCUAAAUCCUCCAUCCAGGGAAUAUGGAGGGCCGACAUAUCAGGCAACCUCAACUCCAUCCAAUUCAGUGCAUCCUUUGUAAAAGAUUACUCCACCUUCUGGGUUGGAGUGAGAAGUUCUCCAGUUACAUACAACGUUGCUGCUGCACCCUCAACUAACAGCAAAUCCAUAUCCAUCCCCUCUACCUCCUCCUUCGCCUCAUCCUCAAAAUUGUCCAACUCCAGCACUGGAUGUGGCAGCACUAAGGUCUGUUUCAGCCAACCUCUGAACUGUGACCCUGGGGUCAGUCCAGACUGUUACUUCCUGUCUGCUAUGACUUCUCCCGGUGAUACAGCCAUCCAGCUGGAGAUGACUGGCCCUUCAGAUGGCUACAUCGCCAUCGGCUUCUCAGAUGACCAGAGGAUGGGAAAUGAUGACAUCUAUAUUUGUGGACGGGACAGUGGCGGGCUCAUCCAAUUGCAACACGCCUUUUCAACAGGAAGGAAGAUACCGGACAUACUUCCUCUGGGAAAUGUUUCUGAUGUUAAAUCCUCAGUGAAUAAUAGUAUCAUUAGCUGUUCCUUUACGACUAGGAACCCCAUUUCAACUCAGCGGUCCGGAGGGUCCAGUUCCCUCUACUAUCUCAUGAUCGUUCACGGACCCUCCAGUACUGGGACAAUCGGCUUUCACACUGGCACCUUCAUCACUGACACUAAAGUGGAUAUUUCAAGUCCUCAAGUUGUUACAAGUGAAAAAGAGCCACCUAUUAUUAAAGCACAUGGUUCCCUGAUGUUGAUAUCGUGGAUGACCACAGGUAGUUUGGGAAUGAUCAUAGCCAGGUAUCUGAAAGGUGUGGCCAAGGGGAAACAUUAUUUUGGGAAAGAUGUUUGGUUUCUGGCGCACGUGUCUCUUAUGACACUCACUGUUGCCGCCACCAUCAUCGCCUUCAUUUUGGCCUUCUCAGAAGUUGGAGGCUGGAGUGGGGGAGCCCAUCCUGUGUUGGGCUGCAUCGUUAUGAUCCUGGCCUUCUUCCAGCCAAUCGCUGCCAUGUUCCGAUGUGGACCUCAACAUCACUGGCGAUUCCUCUUCAAUUGGUCGCAUGCUUUGAAUGCAGUGGCAAUAAAACUUUUAGCUGUGGCAGCCAUAUUCACUGGGCUGUCGUAUUUUGACACCUCUGAGGAUGGUUGGCUUCUGAAGGUGAUGGGGGGGUUUGUUGGAUGGGAGGCAACGAUGUACAUCCUGCUAGAACUCCACAUGCGCUGGAAGCUCAAUGAUCAUGCAGAGAGUGCUUCUGAAUCGACAAGAAUGGAGUUGUUACUGCUGGUCUUGUUUUUCCUUGGAAAUAUAGCCUUUUUGGUGGCACUACUUGUUGGAAUUGGCUCGUCAUGA
Molecule: messenger RNA, 1737 nt
Organism: Salvelinus namaycush (lake trout)
Lineage: Eukaryota; Metazoa; Chordata; Actinopteri; Salmoniformes; Salmonidae
Product: putative ferric-chelate reductase 1
Exons: 16
Coding region: 1-1737 (578 amino acids)
Molecular function (GO): oxidoreductase activity, acting on metal ions
Source: RefSeq, a predicted model, not a curated record